Messenger RNA from Cylicostephanus goldi, 306 nucleotides. The record is from the annotation of a GenBank genome assembly. Lineage: Eukaryota; Metazoa; Nematoda; Chromadorea; Rhabditida; Strongylidae.
AUGUGUGAAAAAACAAACGUGGAAAAUCACAAACCUCGGAGAAAAGCUGCGCCGCUGGCGAUUGUGCGACAGCCACGGCUCCUGGGAUUGGCGCCGGAACGGGCGAUGCCGGUACUGAGGGCAAACGAGGUGGACGAGAUACUUCGUCCAACUGAAAAACGAAUCAUCAGCCCAAGGAUGACGGAUGGACUUGUUGCUGAGGGUCCCAGAGGGAUGCGCGUUCUCAUUUUGUUCCUGUCGUUCCGGGGAUUCCCACGAGGACAAGGUGUCCUAGGUAGUUUGAACAAGACAAAGCUGUCUAUUUAA